GGGACUACAUAGACUACAUCCAUCCGACCAUCUCUCGCCAAUUUUUUUUGCAAAAAGGCCCAAAUUACCCAAUUUCCCUACAUUUUAGGGGUUUUUCAAAUUUGAGGGGUAGUUAAGCCGUGAUACCCAAGGCAAAUAAAACUAACCCAUUUCAAUCUCUCCUCCAUAAAAACACCUCCUUUUUCUCUCCAUUUUCCACCUUUUUUUUUUAAUUUAUUUUUGCUCUGUUUUCUCGAAAUCCACAACAAUGGCGUCCCUUCCAAUGGAGUUAAUCACCUCCAUUCUUACCCGAUUACCCACAAAAUCACUACUGCGCUUCAAAUGCGUUUCCAAGGCUUGGAAUUCCUUAAUCAGCAGCACCCAUUUAAUCGGACUUCACCUCGCUCACUCUCUCUCCUCUGACCGUCGUCUUCUUAUUCUCAACUAUGGAAGUCACCUGGAAUCGACGCCUUUGAAGUGGGGUUAUGAGCUUGAUGUUGAUAACGAUUUGAUGAGGUUUGAUUUACCCAGUUCCUUUUCUGGUUUUGAGGUUUCGAUUUGUGGGUGUUGUAAUGGAUUAAUUGCUUUGGUUUGUAGAAAUGUUGAUGAUCCUCGAUUGUUUAAGUUUAUUUUAUGGAACCCUUCUAUGAAUUCGUAUUUUGUACUGCCUUGUAUUCCCGUUGUUGGUGAUUUGUCUUCUGAGUUUAUGGGUGUUAGUUUUGGUUUUGGGUAUGAUUGUGGAAAUGAUGAUUAUAAGAUUGUUAGGAUUGUUGAUUAUUUUCAUCACAGGGAUGAUAGUAGUAGUGGCGGUGGCAGUGACAAUGAUGUGGAUUUCGAUGUCAAUGGUGGUGGCACUGACCUUGCCGAAGAUGAGGAUGGUAGUGAUGGUGAUAAUGAGGAUGACGGUGGCGGUGUCGAUGUCGAUGGUGAUAAUGAUGCUGAUGGAAGUGAUGGUGAUAGCAGUGACGAAUGUAGUAUUGGUUUCAUAUACAAGGAAGUUAUGGUGUAUAGUUUGAAAGAGAAUUGUUGGAAAAUGAUUCAUGUUGCAUAUUUUGGUGAUGAGAUGAAAUGGUUUUGCUCUGGUGCAGUCCUUAAUAACUGUAUAGUUCAUUGGAUUUUCUGGAAGUAUAGGAAAAGAGAGCCUCGGCUUCGCGGGUUUGAUUUGUCCUCCUUUAAGUGGACUAAAUUGGCCUUGCCGGAUUUCAGAGGAAAGGAGAAGAUAGACUGUUCUGAUGAUGAUGAUACAUUGUCUAAGGCUGAGUUCGAAAGUAGUGAUAUCGUUGCCUUAGGUGUUUUGGAUGAAUGUUUGAGUAUAGUGACUCGAUUUUGCCCUGAAUUUGACAAUGCUUAUGUUUGGGUUAUGAAAGAGUAUGGUGUCGAAGAUUCUUGGACUAAAUUGUUUAAUGUCACAGAGGCUAGCUUAGUUGGUCCAUUGCUGAGUUCUCCACUAGCUUCUUUCAAAGGAGGAGAUGAAGUUCUGUUGAGAAAAGCUGAUGAGGAUGGCCUUUGCUGGUAUGAUUUGAGGAGGAAAAGUAUUAAGGCUGAACGAAAUAUUCCGAGCAGCCUCAAGCUUCGCGAUGUUAAGCUUUGUGUCGAAAGCCUUGUUCCUGUUCCGGAGGUAAUUGAUGGAAGUGAUGAAGGCUCUUAGAUGGAAUGGAGGGUGAGGCAAAUGAUUGAUUGUUAAUCUUACAGUGUUAAAUUUGGCAGGAUAAUCAUGUUUCUCAUGCUAAUGAAUCUUUUUCAUAUAUUGGUCAUCUAUAGGUUGGUUAAGAACUCCUGGUUGUAGUGUUAUCCACUUAUCAUGCAUAAUUGCAUAUAUAAAGCUUUAAUAGAAAUUAUCUUUGUAUAUGAG
Messenger RNA from Chenopodium quinoa (quinoa), 1831 nucleotides. Its product is annotated as F-box protein At4g22390-like. The coding region runs from base 248 to 1627 and encodes 459 amino acids. Lineage: Eukaryota; Viridiplantae; Streptophyta; Magnoliopsida; Caryophyllales; Amaranthaceae. Gene Ontology annotation, molecular function: protein binding. The transcript has a single exon. The record is from RefSeq and is a predicted model, not a curated record.